Molecule: messenger RNA, 300 nt
Organism: Pelobates cultripes (western spadefoot toad)
Lineage: Eukaryota; Metazoa; Chordata; Amphibia; Anura; Pelobatidae
Source: the annotation of a GenBank genome assembly
AUGUCAGAGGAGGCCUCUGACGGCACCCGAGCUAAUUCCCCAACCUUCCCACCUGAGGAACGCUCCCCUACUUCAGAGGACAGGGACUGGGGAUGGCUGCUACAAGCACUACCUACCCGUGCUGACCUGGCAGCCGCCAACAGCACCUUCCAGGCCUCGAUCUGGGCAGACAUCCAGGUGCUGCGGGGCGACAUCCAAGGCCUCAAUUACCGUGUGGGGCGCAUUGAGGCUACCUGCGACCAGCCCAGAACAGCCCACGCUCAAGGUGGCAACUACUUAGUUCAACAUGCUGAAUACUAA